Sardina pilchardus (European sardine) is the source of this 6489-nucleotide messenger RNA. RefSeq names its product integrin alpha-5-like. Gene Ontology annotation, cellular component: integrin complex; external side of plasma membrane. Gene Ontology annotation, biological process: angiogenesis; cell-matrix adhesion; integrin-mediated signaling pathway. NCBI's taxonomy places the organism in Eukaryota, Metazoa, Chordata, Actinopteri, Clupeiformes, Clupeidae. The record is from RefSeq and is a predicted model, not a curated record. The coding region runs from base 188 to 3361 and encodes 1057 amino acids. Gene Ontology annotation, molecular function: integrin binding. The transcript has 30 exons.
UCUGGCAAGGUUGAGAGAGAGACCGACGGAGAAUCGGAGAGAUAACGUAACGGCAACUGUGGAUGCGUUUGGGACAAGAGGGCUGGGAAAGGAGUGAAGACACUGUAGCCCCUCGGACUCUUUUGUUAUAGCACAUUACACAAACGACUGCAACAAGAUAACCCACGGACAGGAUUAUUACGAUAAGAUGGGGUCCACAAGACAUCGAUCGAAGUCGGAAUCAAAACUAACUAGUCAAGGCGCUCGACUCUUUUCAUUUGGACUUUCAGUCAUAGUUCUACAACUAUGUGCCGCAUUCAACCUGGACGUCGAGAACCCCGCUGUCUACAGUGGACCAAAUGGCAGCUACUUCGGAUAUGCGGUGGACUUUUAUCUGACCAACAGCUCAAGUGUCAGUGUAGUGGUGGGUGCUCCCAAGGCCAACACCAGCCAGGUGGAUGUCGUUCAGGGCGGCUCGGUCUUCCAUUGCCCCUGGAGCACCGGCCAGUCAGACUGCCACAGCAUAGAGUUUGACCAUGAAGGCAACCGCCCAAUCAUCAUCAACGACACAGAGAGUGAGGGGGAGUACAAGUCUCACCAGUGGUUUGGAGCGACCCUGCGUUCCCACGGCGACACGAUCCUGGCCUGUGCUCCGCUCUACUCCUGGAGAACAAAGGCAGAUCAAGAGCGUGCUGAUCCCACAGGAAGAUGUUUCCUGUCCGUCAAUAACUUCACCAAGUUUGUGGAGUAUGCUCCGUGUCGCACAGAACUUGAUGCAGAAUCAGGCCAAGGGUACUGCCAAGGGGGUUUCAGUGCUGACUUCACCAAGGAUGGGAAGGUUGUGUUGGGAGGACCAGGCAGCUUCUUUUGGCAAGGUCAGGUGAUCUCGGCGGUCAAGGAGCAGAUCAUCAAGGCGUAUUAUCCAGGCUACUUCCUGUCGUCUGUGGAGGGAGAGAUGCAGACCAAGCAGAAGCCUCAGGCCGUGUAUCAUGACGACACCUACAUGGGCUAUUCAGUAACAGCGGGAGAGUUUACAGAGGACAAUGUGGAAGAUUUUGUGGCUGGCAUCCCAAAAGGAAAUUGGUCGCAUGGUUUGGUUUCGAUCCUGAAUGGGACUGACUUCACUAAAGUGAAGACCUUCUCUGGUGAACAGAUGGGAUCAUAUUAUGGAUACUCUGUGGCCACCACUGACAUCAACAAUGACGGGCGUAUGGACCUGCUGGUGGGGGCGCCGACGUUCAUGACGUGGGACACGGACGGCCGUCUGGAGGAGAGGGGGCGCGUGUACGUGUACCUGCAGAGAGGCCUGCUGGACCUGCAGCCCCAGAGCCCCCCACUGACCGGCAUCCAGCUCUACGGCCGCUUCGGCAGCUCCAUCGCCCCCCUCGGAGACCUCAACCAGGACGGCUUCAACGAUGUUGCCAUUGGCUGUCCCUUUGGAGGGGAGGACCAGCAGGGAGUGGUCUACAUCUAUAAUGGCCACGGUGGGGGACUCCAGGAGAAGGCCUCUCAGGUCCUCUCGGGCCAGUGGGCGUCUGCUGCACCUGCCAUCUUUGGCUUCACACUCCGCGGCGACAAAGACCUGGACAUGAACGGCUACCCAGAUCUUAUUGUGGGAGCAAUUGGAGCUGACAAAGCAGUAGUGUACAGGAGUCGUCCCAUCGUCAACACCAGCGUGUCUCUGGUGGUCCACCCGGCCAUGAUCAACCCGGAGGAGAAGCACUGCGUCAUCACCCGUGGCAACGAGUCCAUCGCCGUCGCCUGUGUCAACCUCAGCUUCUGCGUACUGGCCGACGGAAAGCACCUCCCAGACAACCUAGCGUUCCGUGUGGAGGUGCAGCUGGACCGUGUGAAGCAGAAGCAGAAGGCGGCGGUGCGGAGAGCUCUGUUCGUGGACUCCCAGCAGCCCGCGCUCAUCAGGACCCUGGCCGUCCCCAACGGGGCACGCCGCUGCCACGAGACCAAGAUCUACCUGCGGGAUGAGAAGGAGUUCCGUGACAAGCUGUCGGCCAUCUACGUGGCGCUCAACUUCAGCCUGGACCCAGCGGCUGCUGCUGACCAGCACGGCCUGCGCCCCAUCCUCAACUACCAGACCACCGAGCUCAUCGAGCAGAAGGCUCAGAUCCUGCUGGACUGCGGCGAGGACAACAUCUGCGUGCCUGACCUCAAGCUGACAGUGGCGGGGGACAGGAAGGAAGUCUACCUGGGUGAUGAAAACUCGCUGACCCUGACUUUCAACGCCAGAAACGACGGGGGAGGAGCCUACGAGGCUGAGCUCCACGUGGUCCUGCCCCCCGAAGCCGACUACAGCGGAAUCGCCCGGAACAACGAGAGCCUGACCCAGCUGACCUGUAGCUAUGGUGUAGAGACGGAGAACCAGACGCGCUACCUCAGCUGUGACCUGGGCAACCCCAUGAAGUCCGGCACUAACCUGUGGGCUGGUCUGCGCUUCACUGUGCCCAGGCUCAAGGACACACGCAAGGUGGUGCAGUUUGACCUUCAGAUCCGCAGUAAGAAUGAGAACAACUCCCACAGCGAGAUGGUGCCUUAUAAACUGGAGGUGGUGGUUCAGGCUGAUGUGAUCCUGCAGGGGGUCUCUCGUCCUGACAAGGUCUUCUUCCCGCCGGUGGGCUGGAAGGUCACCAAGCGGCUUGAGAUGGAGGAGGACGUGGGCCCAGAAGUCAGCCAUAUCUAUGAGCUGGUGAAUAACGGGCCCAGUCGGAUCAGCCACACCCUGCUGUCGCUGCACUGCCCCAUGCGUCUGCAGGGCCACCAGUUCAUGUACCCGCUGGAGGUGUUCACCGAGGGCCCGCUCAACUGCACCACCAACCGCACCGUCAACCCACACCGCCUCAAGAUUCAGCAGUCGACCACAGAACAGCCCCCUCUGCUGGACAGCCAAGUGCACCACAUCGAGAAGAGGGAGGUCCACAAAGGCCAGCUGUCGGAGAUGAGCAACCUGUCCUGCUCCAGUGUGGAGUGCUGGACGUUGUCCUGUACCGUGGGGCUGCUGGAGAGAGGCACCAGUGCCAUCCUGAGGGUGCGCUCGCGGAUCUGGGCCGAGACCUUCACGCAGCUCCCCUACAAAAAUUAUGUGCUCGAGUGUCAAGCCAAGUACGACGUGCAGAAGAUGCCAUAUGCCAUCUUGCCCAAACAAUCUCCAAGUGGUUCCAAAAAGGUGGUGACCCCGCUGGUGUGGAAUAAGCCGGACAGCCAGUACGCCGUGCCCCUGUGGAUCAUCAUCUUGGCCAUACUGGCAGGCCUGCUUCUGCUGGCUCUGCUCAUAUACGUCCUCUACAAACUGGGCUUCUUCAAGAGAACCGAGUACGGCACCGCCAUGGAGAAGGCUCAGCUCAAACCCCAGGCCGCGUCCGAGGCAUAAGGAGCUCGGCCGGAGCCGUCAGGAGAUCUGCAAAACCCCGAGAAUACUUUCCCACAAGAUUGCAAAAGACAACAAGAAGACACAAGUGUGGGUAGCUGUCUUGACAACCAGACAGGUUUUGGAGGGAAGACCACUGACAACCCCACUGCACUGCACUAUAGGAGACAAAACUGACAAAUCAAAACCAAAUGAAUGUUUUAUUUUAUUUUAUUUUUUAAUCCUUUGGAUUUGCCGUCCUUAUACCAGGGACGUCUUUGAGGAGUCCACUCCCUGACAUUGUCAAGGAACAAACACUCACACACACACACACACACACACACACACACAACUGUAGCGGUCGAGGAGACCUCUCAUGUGAACACGUGACUCCUCAUUAAAUCCACACAAAAGUGUUCACUCUUUGACAUAAUCAAUUCACUCACAAAAAGAGACUUUCCCUCUUUUCAGUUUGGUGCUAACCACGGUGAACCUCUGUCACCCCAUCCAGCUGCGUUUUCUUUUUUCCCCACAUCAUGUGGGCUGAGAUUAAGCCAAAGCCUUUGAUUUUGCCUGUGUGUGUAGCUUCCUUUACUCAAAUUACCACCAGCGACCUGGGAACAUGCUGUUUCUGUUUCAGACCAUCUGAGGCCACACUGACUCAGGCCAAAGUCUCAACAUCAGCUUGUUUCACUGGGUCGUUUUUGUUUCGUUUGUUCUCACAUACUCUUUUUUUUAGAAAAAAAAAAUCACUUUCACAGAUUUUAUUGAAACGGCGCAGGACUGAGAAACUGGACUGGCUGUCACCUUUGCACUCUUCAAAACAAAAUGGUUGCUGUCUCAGGUGAUGAAAUGGAAAUGCAGAGCCCUGGCCUGGGGUCCCCAGAUGCAGGAACGUGACAUAGAAACAGACAAGGAAACAAAAGCAACAGGAUCGUCCCGUCAUGAAGGACACUCGUCUCUCUCCUGCUGAUCUUUGUUUCUCCAUCGUUAUUCAGCUGUCUGAGUUUUUUUAUUGUCAUUUUUCGCAAAGCGAUUUGCAUUGCCUCAAGUAAGUCAUCUGGGACACGACUGGAUCCACACAGAGCGAAACAAACCCAAAGCCUGUGAAACCUCACUGAUGCCUUGAAGCAGAGCUGUGCUUUGCCACUUCAGAGAGCACACACUAUGACCCGCCAGAGCCCAGGAGCCCAUGGGUGACUAGCGUACCUGCUAAUGCUGGGGCAGGCUAAUCUUCGUUAGCAGUAGGGGCCCAUUACAGGGCCUCUAUUGUGUGGGGGUCUGUGUACUUUCCAGAGGAAGCCGAAACCUUGUUUCAAUGUUUCUGGAGCACAGGGAAGCCACUGUUACAGUAAGCAGGAAGGGAAAUAGCUUCACUGUUGGUUGGUCACAGCACAAGAAGUGGGAGUUAGUUGGGAAUCGCCUCCUCCUAGUGACGCUGUUCUCACUUAAAGUGCACUGUGAGUCUAUAGAAUCUGAUGAUGCAGCAGUGAAAUUCUGUCAGGCUCUGUGUACAGUAUGUGCUUGUGAGGUUAUAGCUCACCAGCGGCCUCUAGUGGUCACGGGUGAACGUGCACUGACAGAGAGGAACUCAAAGGCUGCAGCCUCAAUCCAGGGACGAUUACACACAUUUGCUUGGUUUUAAUGUAAAUACUGUAUGUAUGUAUGUGUGUAUGUAUGUGUGUGUGUGUGUGUGUGUGUGUGUGUGUGUGUGUGUGUGUGUGUGUGUGUGUGUGUGUGUGUGUGUGUGUGUGUGUGUGUGUGUGUUUGGGUGACAGAGUGCAAAUGUAUUUGUGAGUUAUGGACAGAAUAGAUAAAUGAACGGAUGAGGUGAAUGGACGAAUGAAUGAAUGAUUGAAUGAAUGCUUCAUUCAGUUUUCCCAAUAGCUCAGUAUGGCCUUCAUCCUUGAACACAGGGAGAUUACAACAGCAAGUUAUGCCUUCUUAUUGUGUUAAAUUAGGGGAGAGAGUCACUAUUUAAGUGGUGAUUUAACCACAGACAGACUGUAGUUUUUGCCAACCAUUCAGUAUCUGUCUACUGAGGCCACUUCUAAAGGGACAACCAAGCAUUGGAGAAAACAGACAGAUGUGUUUGUAAGUGCAAUACAGAAAUUACCGUUUUUUCAAGUUUGUUGAAACUGUAUCAAGUUUUUUUCUCUCUCUCUCACUGUGUGUAAGUUAUAUAUAGAUAUGUAUAGUAUUGCUUUAUUGCAAGGGGGAGGAUGGCCCUAGUCGCUGGGCCUGAGUUAAAUGUCAGUCAAAGGCCUUUUGACAAGAAAAAGAUUUUUGAUAGCCACAGACUCUAGAUCCAUUGCUAGGGCCAUACUCUCUUUUCGUUAACUUGAUUAUGUGUACUGAACACAGAGGUAAAAGACAAUGCCCAAAAUGUGGGUGGAAUAUUGGCCACAAAAAGAAAGACUGAUAAUUGAAUGGCUAGAGAGUCAUUGAGACUGAAGUAGAAUGGUUAGGGCUCUGUUCUCAGUACUGAUUGAGUGCCUACAUGGUGUAGCUUUUCGACUACUCUGUAUUGUAUCGUGAUAAAAUCUCUAAUGGGAUUUUAGACACUAAAUACAGUAUUUGUCCACUGAUUGAAUUUGUCCGAUUGAAUGGUAAAAUUGGGUUGAAUUUUGGAAUCGGGUGUUUUGGACUAUUAUUUUAUGUCUUAAGUCUUUUUUUUUUACCUUUUGCUUGUUGAAUACAUAUAUACAUUGGUUUUUUGUUGUUGUUUUUUUUCAAGACACAAGGAUUUUCCCCAGUACUCAGUGAUUUUUACAUUUACAAAAGAAGUCUGCCGUAUGCAAUAGCCUAUUUAUACUCCCCUAAUCAUUUUAAAAUGAUUGAGUUUAAGAAAGCACUGGGUUUGUCCUCACUUUUCUAAAUAUCCUGGUCCCAUUCUCUUUGUCUCACCAAUUAUCUGAGAUGUAUAUAUAUUUUUAGCAAAGAGAGUAUUUUUGAAUUCCGUUGAAAACCUUUGCCUUGUGAAUUUUUCUCUUCCCAUAUUGGGGACACUGAGCGGGAUGUUAUGUUGUUGAAGUAAUUAUUUGAUGGUAUUUUACAGUUUGCUUUUUAAAUAAAUUUUCAAUUUGUACUAAAUUGGAGUUCUGUGUAUCUGUCUACUGUCUGAAGUCUAAUGUCAAUGUUUAUGGUGUAAU